ACUUUCCUCCUGUUCUGAGCGGGGCUAUGAAUUUGUCUUAGCAAGAGACAAGAGGUAGCAUUAGGAUGUCUUUGGAUGCUCCUGGGGCACAAGUGAGGCCCUUGGUGCAGCCCAGUGGCUGUGCAGGCUCCCUGUCCCCAGCGGAGAGAGCAGUGCAAAGAUGCAGUUCAGAGGCUUGCAGGAUAGGAGGAGACACUGUCCCCAGGAGGGACCUGGCCCUCCCCAGAGAGCAGCUGUCAGUAGCUAAAGGAAGAGCUGAGAUGCAGCGGGGUAUAUAGGUAAUGAAGAUAGGUAAGGUUCUGAAUGGCAGGUCCUUUCCUGUCCCUCAUGCUGCUGUGUGUCCACAGAGCACAAGGGCAGGGUCAGCACCUGCUCCGGCUGCCUCUGGACCCGAGGAAGAGGCUGAAGAGGAGGAAGGUGCCGAUGAACCUGCCCCCGCUGUCAUCCCACGGCCCGAGGAAACAUCAUCAAGCUCCACCUCCUCUGUGCUGGCACCUGCACGGGCUGCAGCGGAAGGCUCUGAAGAAGGCUCCGGUCCCCAGGCUGGAAGCUCAAGCACGAGCAGCUCGUGCACCUGGAGCACGACUAGCUCCUCUGGCAGCAGAGAGCAGCUGCGAGAGAGGACAGAGGACAAGUGCCUGGCCAUGCUGAAGAUGCUGGUGAGCGAGGGAGAUCCUGAGGCGAAAUACACAGAACUGGAAACUAUUGGCAAAGGGGGUUUCGGCACUGUGUGCAUGGCAGUGGAGACUGCCACAGGAGAAGAGGUGGCCAUCAAGAAAAUUAGUCUCCUGCAAGAGAGCAGCAGCGAACUGUGCCUGAAUGAAAUCCAGGUCAUGCGUGGCAACAAGAAUGCCAACCUUGUGAACUAUGUAGACAGCUACCUGGUGGACGAGGAACUCUGGCUCGUGAUGGAAUACAUGGACGGAGGUUCUUUACACGAUGUCAUCAGGGAGACUCAUCUGGCAGAAGGAGAGAUAGCAGCUGUCUCUCGGGAGUGCCUGCAAGGCCUGGAUUUCCUUCACUCCAAGCAAGUGAUGCACCGAGACAUCAAAAGCCACAACAUUCUCCUGGGCCUGGACGGAUCUGUCAAGUUGGCUGAUUUUGGCCUUUCUGCUCAGCUCACCGCUGAGCAGAGCAAACGGAGAUCAGCUGUUGGGACCACUUACUGGAUGGCGCCAGAAAUCUUCACCAGGAAAUGCUAUGGCCCCAAAGUGGACAUCUGGUCCUUUGGCAUUGUGGGGAUCGAGAUGGUGGAAGGAGCGCCUCCUCACCGGAUGAAAACCUCCCGCACGGUUCAACAGCUGAUAAGCACCGGGGGCAGCCCGAAGCUGCAGAACCCCAGGCAACAGUCCGCGUGGUUGCGAGACUUUCUGCACUGCUGCCUGGAGACGGACGAGGACAGGCGCUGGUCUGCCCGGGAACUUCUGCAGCAUCCGUUUGUAACAUCAGCCAAGCCGACCUCCACGCUGACGCCUCUGAUCAUGGCAGCACAGCAGUUCAUGGCCGACAGGAGAUACUAGCCCUGGAAGAGGCCCUUGUUGUUUUU
Motacilla alba alba is the source of this 1546-nucleotide messenger RNA. Its product is annotated as serine/threonine-protein kinase PAK 3-like. Gene Ontology annotation, molecular function: protein serine/threonine kinase activity; ATP binding. The coding region runs from base 282 to 1520 and encodes 412 amino acids. NCBI's taxonomy places the organism in Eukaryota, Metazoa, Chordata, Aves, Passeriformes, Motacillidae. The transcript has 10 exons. Gene Ontology annotation, biological process: regulation of MAPK cascade; intracellular signal transduction; regulation of axonogenesis. The record is from RefSeq and is a predicted model, not a curated record. Gene Ontology annotation, cellular component: cytoplasm.